Messenger RNA from Mesorhabditis belari, 2724 nucleotides. Lineage: Eukaryota; Metazoa; Nematoda; Chromadorea; Rhabditida; Rhabditidae. The record is from the annotation of a GenBank genome assembly.
AUGCAAGCAAUGUCGUUUGAUCUCUUCGCAUCACAGGAUUCUUAUCGCUCAAUAGCAGAUGGAAAUUGGAAAUGCAAACCUGUUAGCUACGACGACUUUCGGCUUCAGAAUUUAUUAGAAAAUUCAACAAACUCACUGGAUUUGCCCUCGAUCAGAAGUGCAAUGUCCAAUCAGUUGGAAUGUGAGAGUUUCAACAUUAAACCAUCAGAAUUGUGUUCGCGUGGAAUUGGACAACUCUUCAACAAAAUUCUUUCAACUUAUCAUCUGAUUGAACACUCGGCUCGACCACGAGAAGAACUUUCAACUUUGUUAAAACUGCUACGAUUUCUUCACUUGGUAACAACUGACUCAAUGAUUUGUGAUAAUGCUACUCUUGCUACGAUCAGAAAGGAAGUUAUCUUUCUUCUCCGAGCUGUUGGUUCACCAUUGGAGCGGGAAUCUGCACGGUUUCUGCAUUUUAAAGAGAACGCGGAAUUACAUGCCCUGUUGUUAAUUUGGAGAUUUGGCUUAUCCCUACUACAAGUAAUCAAUGAAGUACAACCAGUUGAGACGGCAUCUUUUGUUUCAACCAUCUCGCGUGGUUUCAUUACAAAUCUCAUCACUUUAUUUACUUUUGCUGGCAAAACAUUUCCGUGCCAAUGCUUGCUUGAAAUGUGUCUCGGAGUGUUGAACCAAAACAUCCUCGAAAUGACACAAACAACCCGUGAAGUUGCAGCAACGUCAGUUGAUUUUAUUGAAAAGCAAUAUCAGCAGUCGUGUUCGUUGAUUGAUGUCUUCGAUUUCCUUGUCUUACUCGAAGAAGCUUGUUUGCAAAUCCAAUCACAUUCAAGAAGUACUGAUUUUUCUUCAUCGAUUUUCUCUACUUUGGUGGAUAUUGCUGUGAUGAAAUGGUCUGAGGAUUCAACACGAAUAACCUCUGCUCUGAUAUCGCUUAUAAUGAAAGGCUCUGGAAAAAAAUUAUUGGAUAAGUCAACGUUCCGCUUGAAAGCUCUUGUGAAUUUGAUUGUGGUCUCUAUAUUUUCGGGAAAUGUCAACGAAUUUGAUGUCGAAGAAACGGAUUUGGACGACAUCCUGAACAAUUCUUUAUCUAAACCGUCAACUUUUGCGCUUUAUCUCAAAAUAUUUGAAUUACUUGUGUCAAAUGAUGCUAUUGGAAGAAGUGUUGAUAACAACAUUCGAGCCCAAAUUUCCGCGAAAAGUUUUGGAGAAGAUCAAUCGGAUGCAAAAGUGACACGAACGUUCAUUUUUCUAUGUGUUUGGAUGAAAUGCCUAAAAGAGCCAGAAAAGCUCGUCACGAAACUCGUCGAUUGGUUAAAGACUACCGUUGUUCAACAUGGACUACCGCAAAAAGAUGUCGCUUCGGGUGUCAAAUGGAAAAGUAUACCAACUUAUCAGGCUGGUUCUGGAGUCUUCAACAUUCAACAAAAACAACUGCCUGUAACUGUUACAAGAAAAGAUCAAUUGGCCCCAGAGCAACAAAAAUGUUCAGUGUCUCAGGAUCGCCUGAUGAUGUUCUUACGGUUUCUUGGAUCAAUUCGUUUAUUGCUCGAGAGCCGGUCGCAGGAAGCCACACAACAAAUUAUUGAGCUAAGAACGUAUUUGCGCUCCUUUAUUGACACAAAGCGAGUUACUAGUAAAAAUUAUAUUGGUGGAAUUGUCGAGGACCUGGGAGAAAGUGAUGUAACACCUGAAAUAGAGAGUCUUGUGGAAAAAUUGUCAGAUGUACAAUUUGGAGAGUUAUGCCAACAGUUAUUGCAAACGGGGAAAAAGUUUUCCGAUCGAAUUGUUGGCCGAGCUGAAACUUUGGCGCGUAAGGAUUCAAAAUCCUACUGCAUUUUACCCGUACAAGAAUUUGUAAUAAUCCAGAUGAAACUCGAUUUGACCUCAAAGAAUUUUAAGCUUUGCGAUCGUUUACUUCGUUUUCAUUUGGACAAAAAUUUCCCAUUUGAUCCAUCAUACGCGCUUCGAACGCUUGGUGCCGUGUUGAAUUACUUAGAUGAUCAACGAAAGGAUCAAUUGAGCAUGCCUUUGUGGAUUCGUUCUAUUUUCGAAAAUCCGGAAAAGUUUUCAUGUGAAUUUGAGGCGGCAAAAGUGUCGGAUGCUCUGAUGGAUUUUGCUAGUCACCUUGUUCCCCAUCUCGGACAAUCACUAUCUGAUACGCCUAACAACUACAAAGCGGCUCUUCUGAAGAUUCCUGAAAUUUUUGCAACCUGGGCGAGAAACGACACGGUCGCGACAGAGAAACACCUCGAUCUUUGGUUUCAAGAAUCAGUGUUAAUUUCAGCGAAAAAGGCAUGCACAAACGAAAAUAGUAUUUUAUCCGCGUACUUUAUGGCUAUGAUGCUUCAACAAUGCGGUUCAUUAUUAUAUCGGUUAGCGAAACGGCCCCGUUUUUCAUUCAACCAAAGCCUUCACUGUCAGUUGAUUACAAGUUUACAAAAAUUUCUGAAAACGGAAAUCGUACAACACGAUUACGACGUGAACGUUGAUGAUUUGACGGUCGCUUACUUGAAGUCAUAUUGCAAUUUGAUAUUGGAUCAAAACGACAAAUUUUAUUGGUGCCGUUACAAGGACUUGUUACUUCAUUGUGCGACUAAUUCUUCCAAUGUCGUGCGCAACGAAUUGAAUAGGGUUCGACGAUAUCGAGAGCUCGUCGACGGGAUUACCGCUUCGUCAGAAGAAAAUGCGACAUUAACAUCGUUAUUCAUAGAUUUUUCGUCUUUA